AUCCUUCUUUUGACUUCCUUGGGCAAACUCCGUCAGUAAAUGACAAUUUAGUAAUGUCGUUCCUACAACUGAAUUUGACUGAUAAUAAUAGAAAAAAAAUAAUAAUAAAUGAUUAUCUUGAGACUGAAUCUGGAAUAAUUCACAACAUUUGGUAGCGUCGGAAUUUUAGUUUUUUUGUUUUAUUGUAUUUAUUUCAUGGCUAGCGCGUUUUCCAGUGUAUGUGUUGCCCUGUACACAGUCGGUGCUAUUUCCAAAUAGUACAUAAACAUAGAAAGAGUAUUCGGAAGGAACUGGGUCAAAUUAAAACAAAUAAUAAAAGCCAUGCUUAUGUUUGUUUAUUGCUGGCCAUGACAAUUUAGCAAAUUUUAUUUCUUUCAUAAUCGUUUUUAAAUACAUGUAAAUUGCUGUACAUUAAAACCCAGAGCAAUGAACGGGAGUUGCAACACGUUGUUGGAUAAAGAGGAACAUGUUUUGAAGCUGGGAGAGAGUUUUGAAAAGCGUCCCAAAUCGUCUUUUCACACCAUCCGAUAUGAUUUUAAACCAGCAUCUAUUGACACGUCAUGUGAAGGGGAACUUCAAGUGGGCAAAGGGGAUGAAGUGACAAUCACAUUACCCCACAUUCCGGGCUCUACACCACCUAUGACUGUGUUCAAAGGUAACAAAAGACCCUAUCAAAAAGACUGUGUGCUUAUCAUUAACCACGACACUGGAGAGUUUGUGUUGGAGAAACUCAGCAGCAGUAUACAAGUAAAGAAAACCAGAGCUGAAGGCAGCAGUAAAAUUCAGACCCGGAUAGAACAGCAGUCAGUCCGGGCAACGCAACCUCCAUCACAGUUCAGAGCCCCGACGAAGCCUGGUGCAGGAGCAAAAACAUCCCCCUCCAAGGACAACCCCUCACCUGAACCACAGUUAGAUGACAUUAAGAGAGAGCUGCGUGCUGAGGUGGAGAUCAUUGAACAAAUGAGCAGCAGCGGCAGCAGCAGCAGUUCAUCAGACUCGGGGAGCUCCUCGGGCAGCGAGGACGACAGCUCUAGCAGUGAAGAGGAAGAGGAGGCCCACCCCUCCCCAACACAACACCAGCAGUACAGCAGCCGAGACCCCGCCUCCAAUGGCACCAACCAACCACAGGGCAGCAACCAGCUCAUGAGCACUCUAAGAAAUGACUUACAGCUGAGUGAAUCUGGAAGCGACAGUGAUGACUGAUUCUGGGAUCCCUGGAGUGAAUUGUUUGGGCAGUGCUGUUGAUUUUGUAUGUUUACAAAGAUAUAUAGAACUUAUGAAAAUUACAUUUUAUUAACUGUUUGAUGUAGUUUAACAUUGCAAAAGCUGCCAUUCAAGAUGUUUUAGAUUUAAUUUUUAUCACAAAUAUUGAAUUCUUCUCACACAUGAACAAAAUGUAAAUUUUAUCCAGGAUAUAAGAUGUUAUACUGAGUACCACAUAUACAUUAUAUAUUUUAUCAGCCUUUAUUAUAUACGCUAAGAAAAAAUGUACCUGUUAAUAAGAAGGUAACAAAUAUUUUUAGGGGCCUGGCACUGACCCUAACUCACAGUUAUCAUGACUGUCUUUUUCAUUGUACCCUUCCUGGGUAUGUUGCAAAUGGGUUUCAUUUAUACAAUUGAUAAAACACAUUGAAGAGAAACCUUUAGGGACUAUGAUCUUUUUGCACUUAUAUCAGUAUCAAUAUACAGUAUAUAGCUAAUAAAUAAAGCAUAAACUAUAUAUUCAGGGCGCUCCAGAAGUCCAGUUGGAUAUAGCAUCUAUUAAAUCUGAUUGCAUAAAGCACUCUCUUCAUUUUAAAUGAAUGCAGUUCAUCAUAGCAGUGAAGUGCUUCAACGGGAGUCACUCUGGUAAUGCUGGGCAAAAUAAUGUGUAGAGUACCACCUGCACUUUAAUAACUCAACGACAUAGACUGUUCAUAGGAUAGCUGUCUUCAGAAACAGUAUUAAUAUCAAGAUAAAUACAUUCCACUGCAGUUCCCUCUUCCACUAGCCCUCUCUUGUUCCGUAGUUAUCACCCAAAAUCUGUGACUGGGAUUUUAAUACCACAAAUUAAAGUGUUACCUAUAUGUAUGUUGUGAUUGACAGGCUUGAAUCUUGAAUUUGCUUAGUUUUUAAUAAUCAAAUGCAUACAUAGUUUAUGAAGUGAAAAGAUCUAAACGAUCCCUUGAAUUUGUAUUGUAUCAUAUCUUUAGCAUUAUCACUUAUCUUAUAAACUAUUAGCAAUUUAGUAAAGAUGUGUUAUUUAGUUGAUUAACCUUUUGAGAGUAUUAUUUUACUGUACAUUGUGUUUUAUUAUGAAUUGUAUCAGCAUUAAAACUUGCAAAUCCAUUGUUCUUUAUAUUUGUGAAUUUUUGUAUUACAUUAAGUAACCUGUUGGCAAUUAUUGAUAUUUUUAUUUGUAAAGUUUACACAAGUUUAUUUUAUAUAUUUAAAUUUCUGUUUACAUUCCACUUGUGUUUUGCGUUUAUUUGAAUCAUUACUGAACUUCACAAUUUAAAAAAUAAUUUGGUAAACAGGAUGCUGUUGAUAUCAGUGGUGUUGCUUGUAUGUACUUUUGAAAUACAAAUACAUAUACUGUGGCAAAACCCUCGGCUCGAGCUCAUUUGCACCUUUUAAAAUCACUGACCCAACAAAAGAACUGCAGGUUUAGCACUUUUGUGCCAUUUUAUUAUUCACAAAAACAAAAUAAUAAAACAAAAACCUAACUUCCCUGGGAGUGCUAACUAAACUUCUUCACAACCCCUAAACUAUCAACCGGACGGCUGAAAAAAAGCACAAAAACUUGUGGCUGAAAAAAAUAAACACUCUGUAGUUAGGGUGGGUAAAGCAAGGCGCCUGGCGAUUGCCUAAAACAUGAUUCAUGCUUUUUUUUUUUUUUUCUUCAAAUCCACUGUUUUACCUGAAUUAUAAAUGCAAUAAGGCCCUUUAGGGUGUCUGUAUACUUUGACAGUGUGCACAUUGCCAUUGAAAAUUACACCAGGGGGCGGAGUUGAGACAGCACUGAGUUAUUUUUUUUUCCUUCCUGUCAGUGCAGACACACUGAGCUGAACAGAGGUGAGGAAUCAAAAAAAAUUCAACGAUGUCUCGGCUUUCAGUAAUUUGUUCAAGAUCUGUGUGAGAGAAGGGUGGAUAAUAUGCACAAGUGUCUUUUUGUGUUUUUCUUUAGCGUUUACAAACCGCUAAAAAUACAUUAUUUGAAGUGACAAAGUCGGGGUGAGUGAGCAUAGACCGAUUUUUGGGGGUUUUUUUUGGUAUUGUUUUUUAUUUUGCUAUUUUCCAGUUCAUUUAAUUGUUCUUCAUCCAAAUCGUCAUGUCUGCUUACUACUUUGGGAUUUUUUCCUGGCAAUUGGUCACAGUUUCAUAGUUACAGCUGUACAUCUGUAAGUGAGUGUAAGCAAGAUGGCUACCGAUACUUAGUUUAAAUUCUGCGAGGCAGCGCAGUGAUUUAGAAUGUGUGAUAAGGUUCCAACUGUCCUAGGAUGCUAGGAUGCUGACGUGGCAGGGUAUUGGCAGGGAUGGGGUUAAAUUCUCCUCCCUGCCCAGGUGUAUUGCAUCAGGUGGGAGCAAUCAAUCAAUCAAUUAACACCCAGCCACCUGACAUAAAAGGAGGAAAGAGGAUAGCUGAGGAAGCAAGGGUGUUUUUCUUUGUGUGCUGUUUUUUUGUUCAUUUUGCAAUCCAGUGAAGGCAAAGCUAAGCCUGGAAGCCUUAUUUUUUGUAAGUUUUACUUUGUGUUUAUUGUCUUGGUGUUUAAGAACCUUUUUGUUUGGCCCUUCUGCCUGUUUAUUUUGUGUCUUAUUUAUUAAAAGUCUUUUGUUUCAACUGCA
Acipenser ruthenus (sterlet) is the source of this 3825-nucleotide messenger RNA. RefSeq names its product ELL-associated factor 1-like. The record is from RefSeq and is a predicted model, not a curated record. Gene Ontology annotation, cellular component: super elongation complex. Gene Ontology annotation, molecular function: transcription elongation factor activity. Lineage: Eukaryota; Metazoa; Chordata; Actinopteri; Acipenseriformes; Acipenseridae. Gene Ontology annotation, biological process: regulation of transcription elongation by RNA polymerase II; positive regulation of DNA-templated transcription. Bases 427 to 1203 code for a protein of 258 amino acids. The transcript is spliced from 6 exons.